Microdochium trichocladiopsis is the source of this 1197-nucleotide messenger RNA. RefSeq names its product restriction endonuclease type II-like protein. Gene Ontology annotation, molecular function: damaged DNA binding; single-stranded DNA binding. NCBI's taxonomy places the organism in Eukaryota, Fungi, Ascomycota, Sordariomycetes, Xylariales, Microdochiaceae. Gene Ontology annotation, cellular component: nucleotide-excision repair factor 1 complex; ERCC4-ERCC1 complex; nucleus. The transcript has a single exon. Bases 1 to 1197 code for a protein of 398 amino acids. Gene Ontology annotation, biological process: nucleotide-excision repair; UV-damage excision repair; mitotic recombination. The record is from RefSeq and is a predicted model, not a curated record.
AUGGACGACGAUGACUUUGGGGCAGACGCCGACUUCCUGUCUGCCCUAGCCUCCUCUGCGCCAGCGACAGGCUCCAGCCAGGCACCAUCACAGCCUCGAAUCCAGCAGCCCACGCCCCAACGCAUCCAGCAGCCGACACCACAGCGGCUCGACCGCGCGCCUCCCACCAGUGCCUCGGCCAAUGGAGCAGCCAAGAUUGUCCAGCCAACACCACAGGCCCUGCCCCAGCGGUCUUCCGGAUCCUCGAUCCUAGUCUCUCCACGGCAAAAGGGCAAUCCCGUGCUGGCCUCGCUCCGUUCUGUAGCCUGGGAAUACAGCGACAUUCCUGCCGACUAUGGCCUGGGCCAGACGACAUGCGCCCUGUUCCUCAGUCUCAAAUACCACCGGCUGCACCCCGAGUACAUAUACACACGCAUACGAAACCUCCAGGGCAGAUACAAUCUUCGGAUUGUCCUGACCAUGGUCGAUAUACAGAAUCACGAGGAUUCGUUACGGGAACUCUCCAAGACCUCUCUCAUCAACAACGUCACCGUCAUCCUGUGCUGGUCGGCCGCGGAAGCCGCACGAUAUCUGGAACUGUACAAGUCCUACGAGCAUGCCAAUUUCGCCGCCAUCAAAGGCCAGCAAGCGACUGGAUAUGCGGAACGACUUGUUGAGUUUGUGACCGUUCCCCGCGGUAUCAACAAGGCCGAUUCAAUCUCGCUGGUCAGCGCAUUUGGUAGCCUGAAGAACGCAGUCAAUGCGGACCCCGAACAGGUUUCCGUGAUCGGCGGCUGGGGUGAGAAGAAAGUCAACAAGUGGUGCAGUGUCGUAGCAGAACCCUUCCGAGUGGAAAGGGCGGCAAAACGGACUCUUGAGCGUGGCGACAGCUCUACGAUGGAUGUGGCAGUUCCUCUCAGCACCGUGCCCUUGCGCGACAUGCCAAGAGCCAUCGCAGCAAAGAAUCAGGCUCUGUCCAGAGCGGUGACCAGAGAGAACACCCAGGCGUCCGACAAGCCGGCUCAGCAUCAUAUCUGGGACCCUGACGAGGAUGAUGAUCAAGACGACGAGGCGGCGAUAGCUGCAGCGAUUGCGGAAUCCAUGAAGACCGUCGAGCAGGACAGGCCGGCAACGACAGCUUCCGCAAAACCACCUUCGGAGGACCAGUUGAAUGACGGCGUGGCUGCUGCUCUAGCUCGACUGAGGCAAGGCGGGUGA